GUCUUUUUAUCUUGCUCCUUGCGCACGCAAACUUUCUGAGAAACCCAUCAAACUCAGGGAUUGCCACCUUCCUUUGGGAUUUCCAGGGGGUCGUGAAAUGGGAAGGAAAUGGUGUGCGGUCACGGUACUGGCCAUAACGUACAUGGUGGCCACCACAGCCGUUGCCGCCAAUGACAAAGGCCUCUCCUUCGCCGGCACCGCUGCACCAGCGCCGGAGGAAGCGAGCUCCCUGCGCAAGCCGGUCAGCUUGGACGGAACCGCUCAUCACCACGUGUGGCCGACCUUGAAUGCCGGAUGGCGAACUGUGCUGGGGUCAUUCAUUGGAUUCUUCGGUGCAGCGCUUGGUAGCAUUGGCGGGGUAGGUGGAGGUGGGAUCUUCGUGCCGAUGCUGACGUUGAUUGUUGGUUUUGAUACCAAGUCCGCAACUGCGAUGUCAAAAUGUAUGAUCACUGGAGCUGCUGUUUCAACCGUGUACUGCAACCUCAAGCUGAAACACCCAACUUUGAACAUGCCAAUGAUAGACUAUGAUCUAGCCCUGCUUAUACAACCCAUGCUUAUGAUGGGGGUCAGCAUUGGGGUUAUUUGCAAUGUGAUAUUCCCCGAUUGGCUUGUCACAGUUCUCUUCAUCAUCCUCUCUCUAGUUACUUCAACUAAAGCUUUUCUAAAGGGUGUUGAAACAUGGAAGAAAGAGACACUAAUGAAAAGGGAGGCAGCGGUGAAAAAAUCAAAGCAAUCAAGUGAUGAAAUCGAGUACACACCGCCUACCGGAUCUGACGCCAUAGCAGAGCCAAGAGCCCCCUCGGAUGAAGCGGUAUCCAUUUGGAAGAACAUUUACUGGAAGGAGUUUGGACUUCUUAUCUUUGUUUGGGUAGCAAUCCUUACACUUCAAGUCGCCAUGAACUACACGGCAACUUGCUCCACGAUGUACUGGGUUUUCAGCUUAUUACAGAUCCCAGUGUCGGCUGGAGUGUCCGUAUAUCAAGCAGUAGGUUUGGUGCAGGGAAAGAGAGUGAUAUCAUCAAGGGCAAAUACAAAGGCUAGCUUAAAAUCCCAUAUAGUAUUAAUAUACUUCUUUGGUGUCAGCGCUGGUGUCCUCGCCGGUCUUCUUGGCCUCGGUGGGGGCGUCAUCAUGGGACCACUUUUCCUGGAGCUUGGUAUUCCUCCGCAGGUCUCAAGUGCUACAGCCACCUUUGCAAUGAUGUUUUCAUCAUCCAUAGCUGUCGUAGAAUACUACCUCCUGAACCGGUUCCCUAUACCAUACGCUCUCGUGUUCACAUGUGUGGCAUUCAUUGCUGCAAUCGUUGGCCAGCGUGUGGCAAGGAAAGUGAUAAAUUGGUUAGGGAGGGCAUCGCUUAUCAUUUUCAUAUUGUCCUUCAUGAUAUUCAUUGGUUUGAUUCCUCUAGGUGGAUUUGGUAUCUUAAACAUCAAUCACAAGAUGGCGCAACAUGAGUACAUGGGAUUUCACAGCAUUUGCAAGUCUGAUACAUAGGAAAUGCAGCUUCACACAUACGACUAGUGUGACGCAUUGUGUAGUUGGGGUGGAUGGAACACUAUGAUGGUUAUUUGUAGAUGUCAAGUUAAAUCAAAGGGAUGGAAUAUCAAAAGUUCAUCCAGUAGUCCUAACAUAGUAUUUUUUUUCAUCACACAAUGUAAUGCAUGAUUAUAUGUCAUGUACGUUUAGAUGGAUAAACACAUGAACACAUUAUUGUUUCCAAUCAGUCAACUAACAUCUUUUCUAGUGGACU
Molecule: messenger RNA, 1745 nt
Organism: Hordeum vulgare subsp. vulgare (domesticated barley)
Lineage: Eukaryota; Viridiplantae; Streptophyta; Magnoliopsida; Poales; Poaceae
Product: sulfite exporter TauE/SafE family protein 3-like
Exons: 12
Coding region: 98-1489 (463 amino acids)
Biological process (GO): protein ubiquitination
Cellular component (GO): Cul4A-RING E3 ubiquitin ligase complex; membrane
Source: RefSeq, a predicted model, not a curated record